UGUGGGGGAGGGGUAUUGGCUGGGGUGGAACAGUCCUGUGUUGAGCAGAAUCUAGACACUGAGCAUCAUAUGGCUAGGAUGGAUAUGGGUUAAAUACAAAUAUCGGGAUCUACAAACCCUAAAGGGGAAGACUCAAAAGAUAGAAGAGAGAAAUAUUUGUGCUAUUUGUGACUACCGCACAGCAUCUUCUGAGGGAAAAGGCUUCACCUCCAGAUCGCAGCAGGAGCUUGGAGGGGAAGGAGAGAAGAAGGGAGAAAAAAAAGCAAAGCAAUGGAAGGAGGACUGCUCCAGACCUGGAUGUAAAGGGGGGCGAUGUAAUGUCUGAUUGAGCGUAUCAGUGCUGCUGUGUGGAUCUCAGGCUGUGGAAAAAAACAGGCCUUGUUUGCCUCCAGAUCUCCACAACGCGCGCAAGAGAGAGACACGGAGAGAGAGAGAAAGAGCGAGAGAGAGAGAGAGGGGAGCGGAGCCGAGGGACUCUGGAGUGGAGAGGGAUCGAGAAGCUCACGAUCAGCGUGCCCACGGGUGGAGGGGCCCAGUGACGGGAGCAGCGAUGUUACAGUAGGCCCAGCCUCUCUUUGAGAGAACCAGGAGGAAAUGAUGAUGAAGAUGCUCUGAGAACUUUUCAAGAUCAGCUUUAUCUGACACAGUUCUUUCAUAAUUUCUUAGUUUUUUUAUAUUUUUAUUUUUGCAAGCUACGUCUUUCCUGAAAGGAGCUAAAUUAAUCUCACCUCAACAUAUUAUACCCACGCCUUCCUUUGUCGAUUAGUACUUGUUUUCCUUGACAUUCUGAGGAUUUGCCAAAACCUGUUUCAUGCAUGUCCACUGGAGGCAGGUUUGACUUUGAUGAUGGGGGGUCGUACUGUGGAGGGUGGGAACAGGGCAAGGCCCACGGGCGGGGGGUCUGCACGGGUCCCCAGGGCCAGGGAGAGUACGCCGGGGCCUGGAGCCAUGGCUUUGAGGUCCUGGGGGUGUACACCUGGCCCAGUGGGAACAGUUACCAAGGCACCUGGGCGCAAGGUAAGCGCCACGGCAUCGGCGUGGAGAGCAAAGGCAGGUGGGAGUACAGGGGCGAGUGGACACAAGGAUUUAAAGGCCGCUACGGGCAGCUGGAGAGCACAAGCAGUGGAGCUAAGUAUGAGGGCACUUGGAGCAACGGUUUACAAGAUGGAUAUGGAACUGAGACUUACUCCGAUGGAGGAACAUACCAAGGCCAGUGGCUGGGGGGGAUGCGUCAUGGAUACGGAGUUCGACAAAGUGUGCCUUAUGGCAUGGCGGCUGUCAUUCUCUCCCCUCUUCGCACCUCCAUAAACUCCUUGCGCUCGGAGCACAGUGAGGGGCCGUCGCUGGAGGACGGCAGCGGCGGGGUGGGCGGCGUGGUGGGGAGCCCCGUUGGGCGUGGUGGCUUUGUGCUGUCGGCGCACGGCGAUGCUGACCGGCAGAGGAAGAGAAAGGGCCGCUUCCGGCAGUCUAUCCUGAGUGGCCUGAAGCUGCGGCGCUCUGAGUCCAAGAGCUCCCUGGCCAGCCAGCUCAGCAAGCAGAGUUCCUUCUGCAGCGAGGCUGGCAUGAGCACAGUCAGCUCGGCUGCCUCCGACAUCAAUUCCAACGUCAGCCUGGGCGAGGGCGAGCUGGGCAGCAGCGUGGAUGCCACGGUGACAGAGAUCUACGCCGGCGAGUGGAGGAACGACUGGCGGACAGGCUGGGGCGUGUGCCGGCGCUCAGAUGGCCUGCGGUACGAAGGGGAGUGGCUGGCCAACAAGCGGCAUGGCUACGGUUGCACGACUUUCCCUGAUGGCACCAAGGAGGAGGGGAAGUACAAGCAGAACACACUGGUAAGUGGCAAGAGGAAGAACCUCAUCCCACUACGCGCUAGCAAGAUCCGAGAGAAGGUGGACCGUGCAGUGGAGGCCGCAGAGAAGGCUGCAGACAUCGCUAAGCAGAAGGCUGAGAUAGCACUGUCCAGGAUGAGCCACGCCAGAGGAAAGGCAGAGGCUGCAGAGGGUGUCGCUCAGAGAGCCCUGGAGGAGUGCCGCCUAGCCAGGGUCAUUGCCAAAGAACUGUCCCCCUCCUUCAAUCAUUAUGGAAAUGGGCUGGAGUGCAAGAGGCCCAAGCAUCAGGAAAGGAAGGAGAAGGACAUAGAGGUCAUGUCCACAGGCACAGACAGCCCGGAGCUCUGCACGCCGGACACCACGCCGCCUGUCCUGACACCGGACCGGAGCCCGAUUCUGAGCAGCCCCUCGUCGCCACCCUGUAGCCCUCCAUCGCACCGCACCCGAAACACUUGCUUCAUGCGCCAGAGCGCCGUAGACGAGCAGGGAGGAGCCGAGAUCCAGGUUCUGGUAGAAGGGAGGGGCAUGGAUCACAUGAGGGGCGGAGGAAACGGCUGGACGGCUGACAUGUAUCCCACCCGGAGAGGCAGCAAGGGGGAGAGCAGUCGCUCCACCACACCAUCGCUUCUGGAGGAGGCAGAAAUAGGUCACAUGAAUGGCCAUGAGCAAACCAAUGCCAAUCACAAGUCACGGGAGAAUGUUUCUUUCAAUCAUAAGCCCAUUGAGCACUCUCCCUCCGAGAAGUUGUGGGAACACAAGCCCUCCAAUCAGAAGGCCUGGAAGCAUGCACCGUCGAAUCACAGGUCCAGGCAGUACAUGGCCUCUAACAACAAGGAAUGGGACAAUUCAUCUUCCAACCAUAAGUCCUGUGAGCGCGACUCUUCCAAACCACAGGUGCACAUAUAUUCCAAUCACAAGGCUUUGGGGCACAGUCUGCCCAAUCACAAGAACCAUGAGCACGCUUCUUCCAAUCACAAGCCAAAGGAGUACAUCUCCACACAACACAAGCCAAAAGAUCACGUCCCUUCCAGUUACAAUCCUCGAGAGCAUGCACCCUCCUAUCGCAAACCCCAUGACCACAUCUACUCCAACCACAAACCAAGCCAGCCCAUUUCCAAUCAUGUUAUGGGCAAGCCUGCCUUGUCUGACUUCAAGCCCAUAGAACCAGAUAGGGACUGCUCACCAGUGGGCUGGGCUGCCGAGAACACCACCCAGUGGAGCCCCUCCCGCUCCCACCUGGUGGAGCAAGACGAAGAGAGAAUGGAUGACUACAGGGUGGAGAUGAGGCUCCAGCCCCAAGACUCCUUUCCACAGCAACACUUGGGCUCAGGCAACGAGUCUUCGGGUCUCAAAGGGCACAACUCACAGAGACUGAGGCUAAGGAACCAGGAAAGCAAAGACUGGGGUCUUUCAGCCAGAGAAGGGUCUAUGGACUCGGUACAAAUGCUGGACAACCUGAAUGUAGGGGUGGACCUGGAGGAGUGGCCACUGCACAGGGAUGUCACCCUCUCCCCGCCCCUAACAUCAUCCCCUAUCACACUGGAACAUGAGGGGGAGCAUCUAAACCUGAUCAAAUCAAACUCAGGCUCCAGCUCCAUUCUAGUGGUCAUGGUGAUUUUACUCAACAUUGGGGUUGCCAUUUUAUUCAUUCAUUUCUUCAUUUAACAUCAUAUAUGGCCUGCAUAAUAAUAUUAGCAUUGCCAUGAUAAAUUGGACACAAUUUUAGUUUAAGUCCACUUUUUGGACAAAAUUCAUUAUUGGCUAAGCACUACAUCCUCACAGAUGUAUUUAAGGAUUUCCGUCACUGUUCCAUUAGUUUUAGUACUCUAACUUUGUUUUCCUCUCUACUCAUUAUAAAGGCCCAUGUAAGGUAUUGUUUAAGCUUUGCGAUGACUACAGACAUUUAGUUUUUUAAAUAUUAGACCUAUACCUUAUUCAUUUGAACUUUUUAACUCUCUUAAUGAAAUAUUUUAUUUAUUUUUAUUUAUUUAAAUUUGUAUUUAUAUUGAGAGGAGAUUCAGGCCUGCUGAGCAGCAAGAUAGAAUAGCAUAGUGAGAUGGUCUCUUGUACAAAGACGUUGUAGCGCAUGUAAGCUGGUCAUGGGCAAAUAGCACAGGAUUUUGUUAGGCAGGCCAAGACUACAUGAUCCCAUAGCUUCCCCAUUUCUCCACACACGACAUGCAAAACUACACCCCAAAAUUAUUAAGUGUAAGAAGUAUGAUCUACUGUAUCUGAAAGGGCUUCAUCGUCAUACUCUGCAUUGGUAAGGAAAAAAUGUAUAGAUGUAUGUUGUAUUUGGGUGAGAGUGCACACCAUUAUGUUCACACUCAACACAAUCCCUGCGUCAUCAAUAUUAUGAUGUUUCAGCACAAGCUCAUCAAACAUUUUGUUGUACUCAAUUCACAGCUAACACAGGCGCACCGUGGACACUCCUGCCC
Messenger RNA from Clupea harengus (Atlantic herring), 4264 nucleotides. RefSeq names its product junctophilin 3a (gene jph3a). Gene Ontology annotation, biological process: regulation of synaptic plasticity. The record is from RefSeq and is a predicted model, not a curated record. NCBI's taxonomy places the organism in Eukaryota, Metazoa, Chordata, Actinopteri, Clupeiformes, Clupeidae. Gene Ontology annotation, cellular component: plasma membrane; endoplasmic reticulum membrane; junctional membrane complex.